This is a messenger RNA of Emiliania huxleyi CCMP1516, 939 nucleotides long. RefSeq lists its product as hypothetical. The record is from RefSeq and is a predicted model, not a curated record. The transcript has 4 exons. The coding region runs from base 1 to 939 and encodes 312 amino acids. Lineage: Eukaryota; Haptophyta; Isochrysidales; Noelaerhabdaceae.
AUGACCGAAUGCCUGAGUCCGGCCGCAGAGGCGCCGACCCGCUUCACCGAGGCGUCGGCCGAGGCGGACCUCGCCUGGUUUAGGUCUCAGUGUGCGGCCGACGAGGCAGCUUACAACGCCCGCCUCACGCUGCAGCCAGCGCUGCGCCUCUCGGUCACGGGAGAGCAGACUCGUGCCGGUCACGCCGACGUGGGCAGCUUUGCUCGCCGCCUCGAGUGCCUGCGACCAGAGGGUGGCAGCUUCGUGGGCCGGCACGAGCCGCUGGCUCAGCGGCUGAUCUCCGGCCGCGCUUGCCCUCACGCACUGUGCGACCCGUCCAACUGCGGCCUCCACCUACGCGACGCGGUCGUGCUGCCCGAGGAGGCGCGGCGGCUAACCGCGCACGGCCAGGAGGUGAUCGAAGCGGAGGACGGCGCCUCGGCGCACCGGCCGCAGGGCGACCUGCUCUACAUGCGCUCGCGCCGAGUCGACUUUCUCGAGAUGGCGACGCGAGGCUCGCAGGCCGGCCACCUCCUCACGCUCCGCGUCACGGAGCGCCUCCGCCGCAUCGUCGCCGCCAUCUUUGGGCUGCCUCGCUCGCACCUCGUCCUCGCCGAGCACUUUCUGACGCUGCGCCAGCCCGGCCCCUCCCUCGAGGCGAGGAUGCACUGCGACGAGGCGACACUUGCUAAGCAGGAGACCCCGUCCGCUCGGCCCCGGGGAUGGGCUGGGCGCUUCCACUUCUCCUCGGUGCUCUGGCUGAGCGGCGCGGGGGCGGACUUUGACGGCGGCUCCCUCUCCUUCUUCCACAACUCGACGCGCCCGUGGCUCGAGGCGCAGGACCCGGGCGUGGAGCCGCUGCAGCCGGGUGCGGGGUUCGCGGCGGCGUGCGUCCGGCCUCGCUCCAGAGCUUCGUACGCGAUGUGCCGCCAGCAGUGGGCGACGGCGAUGCAGGCUUGA